Solanum tuberosum (potato) is the source of this 2297-nucleotide messenger RNA. RefSeq lists its product as uncharacterized. The coding region runs from base 8 to 2158 and encodes 716 amino acids. Lineage: Eukaryota; Viridiplantae; Streptophyta; Magnoliopsida; Solanales; Solanaceae. The transcript has 2 exons. The record is from RefSeq and is a predicted model, not a curated record.
GGGAAAGAUGAAGAUCGAUAAGUUCAUAGAUAACAUCAAACUUCUGUUUCACCAAUGGGAAUUGGGAUAUUCCAUUAUGUUUAGCAUAACAUUGCAGGCUUUUCUUAUAUUUUGGACAUACAAAAGAAGGAAUUUAGUUGGAACCGUGAGAAAGACGUUGUGGCUUGGGAUUUUCCUUGCUGCUGAUUUCGUUGCAACGUUGUGUCUAGGAGCCAUCUUUCACUUGCCUUUGGGACCGAGUGUGUCAUCAUCACCUGAUGAUCAUAACAAAAAAAUCAAGAACCUUUUGAUUAUCUGGUCACCCUUCAUCCUACUACACUUGGGCAGGCACAGUACACUUGUAGGAAUUUCCUUGGCAGAUAAUGAAUUCUGGCUGAGCCAUUUCUUUAAAUUUUUAUACUAUGAGUUCAUAGCUCUGACGAUAAGUAUUCUGGGAUCCUCGACAAGAUGGUUCACUUUGGCAUCGCGCAUCAUGUUGGUUGGAGGCUCUUUAAAGUUUGCUGAAAGAGUUUUGGCGCAUAAAAAAGGAAGCAUGGAUGAGCUCCGUAGAUCCAUUUUCAAGGAAAAUGGCCCCGGUGGCCUUGGCAUUUUGGAAAUCAAUCAAAUAUUAGAUCGUCUCAUUAGCGCACAUAGACAAGGCCAUCUUCAAGAACAAUUUCACAAUGAAGAAAAUGAUCAUCUAGCCGAUGAUGCUAACAAUGAAGCUGAUGUUCUUCCUGUGGCCUCCAGGGAAGCAAAUGUAGUAGCCCUGUGUGAAGCUUAUCAUGCUUUCAACAAGCACAAAGACCUGUAUGUUGAAAGUAGGUCGUACGAAGAUUGCUACAGGAUUAGAGGUGGGCGUUGGCGCGGAGAAACUUUUAACCUCGUUGAUGCUGCUACUGCUUUCAACAACAUAAAGAUGGAACUAUGUUUUGCAUAUGACCAUUUCUACACAAAAAUGGCAUUCUUGCAUACUUGGUGGGGCUGGAUUGCCCGAUUUGUAAGCUUACUUUCAGUAUUUAUCGCGCUUAUCCUGUUUUCUGUUGGAGUUUUCACCAACGAUGAAUUUAACCGAGCAGACAACUUUGACAAAAUUGUCACCUUUCUCCUGAUAAUUAUGGCAUUCCUCCUUGAGGCAGGGAGUUUGAUUGAGUCCAUACUGUCGAAACGCUUUUUGGUGCAGAUAGGGAUCCGUAAGGGGAAAAUGUGGCGUCUUUUGGAAGGAUUUAUUGUAAGGCUUCCAGGUAGAUGUAUAAUCACCCGAGACAAAAAUCCUACCUUAAAGAUAGGACAGUUCAGCUUACUUCCUUACUGCUUUAAUGAUUCCAAGCAGAAUGCCCCUUUUAAAAAGUUCUUAGGCUAUUUUGAUCUGAAACAGUUCUGGAAUAACCUUAACUACAUUAGCCGUAUCUCCAUUGAAGACGUUUAUGAUCAUCGGCCCGAUGAGGAAAGCAAAUUCCUAAAUUUGGUCUUUGACUGUAUUGCACAACGACUAAGGAGAGAGCGGAUGGAGGAUGAUCACUUCAGGUUCCAAUCUCUCAUCAGCACAGCUGUGCGUGACCAAAUACCUGAUCAUUUCUUCGAAUCCACGAAUUUUGAAGAAUGUGUUAUAGUUUGGCACAUAGCCACAGAUCCCUGGACACACUAUAGAUCCGCCCCUGGCUACAGAUUAUACUAUCACUUGGAGGAAUCACAUUAUCUUCAGUAUGCCAAGUACCUCUCAGACUACAUGUUAUAUCUACUGCAAGUUCAUCCAGAGAUACUGUCACCACUGACAAGAAAAGAGCUACAAAGCUAUCGAAAUGUAUGUGAUGCAACUAACAGAUUCUAUGAUGACAUGGAGAUUCAGAGUCAGGUAAUAACAGAGAUCGUCGAUAAGAUUGAACCUGCAUACACUAAUUUACGUGGAAUCCCAAGAGAGAGACGACCAAGGAACAUCUCUAACUUGUUACUAGAUGGCUAUGAACUAGCUCGAGAGAUGGGUUGUCAACGUAUCCGGGAGUAUAGGCUAGGUGAAGAAGUGGAUAACACAUGGAGAGUGUUAUUUGAAGUCUGGGUGGAUAUACUAUCCUAUUCUGCAGUUUUUGUUCCAGGGAAACAACACGCUGAGCAUCUUGUCACCGGUGGAGAGUUCAUAACAUAUAUCUGGUUGCUUAUCGUCUACUUGAUCGAGAACUGAUCGAUUAUUAUUGUUUUUUUUCUUUGUUUAAACUUUCUCUCCAGUUCAAUGUAUACUUGGAUGCUAUGUACUGGGGGAAAAUGCUGUUACAAAAUAAGAUGUUGAAUGAUCAAGAAAGCUUUUCAUUUUAUUCACUGAA